AUGGUCUCUGCCUCUGCUACACAGCCCAAGCUUCGGUUCGUGCAGCCACCCUCCUCCUCCCCGUUGCCUCAAUUUGAAGCUCCUAAUAUCAGUGUGGAUGGAUCUUGUAAUGAGCAGAAACUGGUUAAAAACAAACAUGCUUGCUGUGUUUCUCCUCCACCUCCUCCUUCGACUCCUCAUACAUCUCCUUCUCCUCUACCUCCUCCCCCUUAUAUUCUUCAUUCUCCUUGUCGACCUCCCCAUCAUAUUCCUCUGUCUACUCCUCCUCAUGCUCCUCCUCCUUCUCUACCUCAUACUCCUCCACCUCCUUCACCUCAUAUUCCUCCACUUACUCCUCAUCAUACUCCUCCACCUCCUCCUUCACUUUCACCUCCAUCUCCUUGCCCUUAUAUUCUUCCUGCUCCUCCCCCACCUCCUCCUCCCCCUCCUCAUAUUCCUCCAUCUACUCCUCUUACUCCUCCUUCUCCACCUCCUAUUCCUCCUCAUACUCCUCCACCUCCUCCUUUACUUCCUCCUCCACCUCCUCCCCCUCAUAAACCUACAUCUACUCCUCCCACCUACUCCUCCUCAUAUUCCUCCAUCUACUCCACCUCCUAUUCCUCCUCAUACUCCUCCACCUCCUCCUUCACUUUCAACCUCACCAUCCAUCUCCUUCCCCUUAUAUUCGUCCUGCUCCUCCUCCACCUCCUCCUCCCCCUCCUCAUAUUCCUCCAUCUACUCCUCAUACUCCCUCUUCGUCCUCCUUAUCCUCCUCAUAUUCCUCCAUCUACACCUCCUCAUAAUCCUCCUCCUUUUCCAUCUCAUAUUCCUUCAUCUACACCUCCUCAUACUCCUCCUCCUUCUCCACCUCCUAUUCCUCCUCAUACUCCUCCACCUCCUUCUUCACUUUCACCUCCAUCUCCUUCCCCUCAUAUUCUUCCUGCUCCUCGUCCACCUCAUCCUCCCCCUCCUCAUAUUCCUCCAUCUACUCCUCCUCAUACUCCUCCUUCUCCUCCACCUACUCUCCCCAUGGUCCUCCUUCUCCUCCACCUCCCCCUCCACCCCAUACUCCUCCUCCUCAUACUCCACCUCCUCCUCUGUAUCUUCUCUCAGCACCAUCACAAACAGCAGUAG
Knipowitschia caucasica is the source of this 1113-nucleotide messenger RNA. Lineage: Eukaryota; Metazoa; Chordata; Actinopteri; Gobiiformes; Gobiidae. The record is from the annotation of a GenBank genome assembly.